This is a messenger RNA of Rhipicephalus microplus (southern cattle tick), 5987 nucleotides long. RefSeq names its product Transmembrane protein stas (gene stas). Lineage: Eukaryota; Metazoa; Arthropoda; Arachnida; Ixodida; Ixodidae. Gene Ontology annotation, biological process: autophagosome assembly. The record is from RefSeq and is a predicted model, not a curated record. Gene Ontology annotation, cellular component: endoplasmic reticulum membrane.
GUCUGGGGCUGUACGCGCGCUACACUGAAAGAAGCAGUGCAUCUUUAUCCCUGCCUGACAAGGCGGGGAACCUGUGGAACUUCUUUCGUGAUUGGAAUAGGGGCUUGCAAUUGUUCCCUUCGAAUGAGGGACUCCGACGGAGACCGUGUCAGUGCCUUCGAAACAUGCGAGAGGGAGCACGAGACGAUCAUUGCUGAUUCUAGGGAUCACAUUCCUCUCUUCACUGAUGUGCCUUCUUCUAGUCUACUGGAAUUUCCCAAAGCUGGAACCCUCUGAAAAGCAGCACAUCAAGCUGCCGCGAGACAUAGAGGAUGCCAAGGGCUUGGGACGGGUGCUCAACAGAUACACAGAUCGUUAUUUCUUCACCGUCACGUCUGGCUUCUUUGUCACCUACAUCUUCUUGCAGUCCUUUGCGAUUCCAGGCUCCAUCUUCCUCAGCAUCCUCUCUGGCUUUCUCUUCCCGUUCCCGUUGGCACUGUUUCUCGUUUGCCUGUGUUCGGCGAUGGGAGCGUCAUUCUGCUACUUCUUCUCGUACCUGGUUGGGAGGCGCCUGGUGUUUAAGUACUUUCCCGCCAAAGCCAUGAAGUGGUCCGAGCAGGUGGGGCGGCAUAAGGACAACUUGCUCAACUACAUGAUCUUCCUGCGCAUCACGCCUUUCCUUCCCAAUUGGUUCAUCAACGUCACAGCACCCGUCAUAGACGUGCCUAUAGCCCCCUUCUUUCUAGGCACAUUUGUAGGUGUAGCGCCGCCAUCAUUCGUAGCCAUCCAGGCCGGCACCACGCUGCACAAGCUGAGCUCGUCCCGAGACGCAAUCUCCUGGUGGUCCGUGUCCGUGCUGGCCGUCUUCGCCGUGCUGUCUCUACUGCCGGUGAUCUUCAAGGGCAAGCUCAAGCAGAAAGUGCUCUAGUGCUCCCCUUCUCCUGGCCAGGAUGCACAUUCUCCACGCGUCUCUGCUGUUGACUCGCUGACGCCCGCCCAAUUUGUUCUCUCGCGAUUUUCUUUUGCGCCGCCAAUUUUCGUGCUCCCACCCUUCCUCCGAUCAUGCCAUUGACACUUGUUUUCCUGCUGUUAAACACAAAAAAAUAAUCUUUUUCCUGCAAAAAAAAAUUUACUCCCAUCUUUUGUCCGAAGACUUGUCCAGAGAGGUAGCAGCGCGUCUCUCGCUUGUUGGUUUUAUUCCUUGCUGAUCCUCUCUUGCACGGUACUUUCAUCACACUUGGCUCUUCACCACCAUUCCCUUGAAAAUUGUGUGAUGUCACAGAGAAAAUCGAUUUAAAGAUGAUUGGCUGUCUUUUUAUUUUGACGUCACCUUUGUUUGUGCACCUGUCUACUAUUGUCAUUUUUUUUUUUGCUUUUUUCUCCGCUCAAAUUUAUACUACUAGCACAAAAAACCUUUAACGUCUGUGAGAAUGCGAGGGUAAUCGAGGCCGAUGCAAGACCCUGCGUAUUUUUGCCUUUCGGCUUUUAAUGCACAAUUGAUAGGUUAUGCUGUUGUUUUGUAAUAUUAGCACCGCAUUCUUCGAGUGUUUGUUGUUUUGUGUGCUUUUUGAGGGAUUUUUGUGUUUCCGAGAACUCAAUAUGAGCCUGGGGAAUGAGUUGCACGUUUGUUUGCUAUUUUUCACUUACUAGUCUAAGUGAAAUCUCCUGGUCUGUGACGAGAGUUGCAUCAGCAGUUAUUGUGUGAUAAAUUGACGUCGCCUUUCUCCCCGCCUCUUUCCAAAGGGGCACAGCAUUUUCUUUUGUGUGUGUGUGUCUGUUUGGCAUACAGCUUUCAGAUUUAUCCAAGUAAACAGUAUUCCUUUGUUGUUUUCUUGCACGUCUCGCUAACUUUUUUUUUAUUCGCUUCAUAACCAGGGUUGUUCAUUUGCCUUUCUUUCUUUCGUCACGAUUGAGACUUUGUCACUAGAUUAUUCUUGACUGCUUUGAUCUACCGUUCAGUCUUUGAGGUGACCAGGUUGCUCGGAUUAUGUCUGCAGCUUUCGGUGAAGAUAGCAUGCUUCUGGACAUGAUCGCCCUUUUCAAUCAACGCAGCAGAUGUAUCAUGUGGCAAACCGGUAAAGCACACAACUCGGAAGUAUGAACGCAUGUUGUCAAUGCAGUUUUGAGUAGCGACAAUGCCGUAGCGACAAUGCCAUGCCGACACACCCAGUGACAAUGCGCUGGGUGUGCUGGGCGCGUGCCACUUGGAUAAUUGCAAAGUUGUGUAAUCUAGAUUGCCCAUUUUUUCGUGCGUAUUUCUGCUUCGUCAGUGAAUGAAACGGUUGAUAUUGACUCAACGCUGUAAGGCACGUGUUUUGGAUUGUGUAGGCUCUUCUUUGUUAAUACACAAGGUUGUAAUAGCUUGGAUGAACAAAAAAAAAAAUUCUGCAUGGUAGGCGCUUUGAGACCUAGCACUGUUGCCUACCAGGCUAGCAGUAUGUAAUGCAUGUAAAGAGCGUGUAUUUUUUAAGCUAUCUGGUAUACCAGGUGCAGCUGCUAAUACUAAAUUGCAAAAAACGAGGUGUGUUGUAAGGCUUGUGCAAAGUGUGUAAGAGCCAUGACUGGUUAAAGGACUGAUGGCAAGCGAAGUCUUCUAGCGGCUGAUAAAGUCUAUGUAGUGGUGGGGUUGCAGAAAGUGAGUGCGAACUAGAUUAGCACACGAAGACCGAGGUUAAGGAGUAGCUAUAAUUAUACGUUGCAAUAUUGCAAGUCUGAAAGCACUGCUCUGUACUAUUUCAGGGUCAUCACACCAAAGUUCCCACCACAUCGUCAAAUUAAUUGACACGGGGAAGCCGAAGAAAACACACUCGAUGAAUGGAUUCACUUCAAGAAACGUCAGAGUAAUAACAGGAGUUUGACUAUCACUUUUCUUGCUCUGUGCUACUUGUGGGAUCUUUUAACUAAAGAUAGUAGUGAGAGAGCACACUUUUCAAUACCAGAAUCUUUGUUACAUUUGGGGACACGCUUUAAAAGCAUUCUUUAAAAAAAAAAAAAAAGACAUCUCUAAGUUGAUCUUGGUAUACUAAGUUUGAUGUGAUAAUUUGACAAACUCCCAUGAAAUAGGCUUUACACAGUGAACACAAGUAUUACCAGUACCGUACCUCCUGCCUACCUGUGACCCUAAACCAAAAGCUGCAUGUGACCUCCUGUCUGACACCCUUAAUUUAGUAUGAAACUGUAGGCGCUAUGAUGAAAAAUUUACUACUUGGUAAUGCUGCAGUUACAAAUAAACCUGAGCAUCUUUUGUACGCACUUUAUCAGAGCAAGACGAGCGUAAGAUACGCAGUGAGGUACAUGGCAACCACUGUCGGAGGUGAAGCAUGGAUUCAGCAUUGCCUCUGUCCGCACUGUUUUGAGUGAGGAUGCUCGCACUGGGCCUUAGCGCCAAGUCAUCCGAGAUGGGCACCUGUGUGCCCAAAUACUUCAAGGUUGUGUAAUCUUUGUCGUACAUGAAUGUGGUGUUUCGUCUGCAUCUCUGGCUGCUGUUUUGUCUUUGUACGGUUGCAGAGGCUGAGCCGGUAUGUCUAUAUCGCAGGCUCCAAAGCUUGUUGAAAUCCAUUUUGUGUUGAUCCAGAGGGGGUCUUGUGUAAGUCUGUUGUUCAGGUCUGUUGUACGAAAGUAGUAGCCUAAAUAGAAGGCUGAUAAAAGAAAGCGUAAUCAUUUUUUAGCUCGUAUUCUAAAGAAACUCACUGCGCUUUGCACUGCAGUGUACUAUUACUGCAGUGUGCUGAAGUGAUAGCAUUCUGGGUUUGUAUGCGUUCUUUGCCUACUCUGAAAUGAAAUAGUUGAAGAAAAGAAGGAAGCACCUUGUGUCAAAGAAUUGCGUUCUCUUUUUUAGCGCUUACGAAGUGCUUUAUUGACAUUGCAAAGUUGCGACAUUUCAUGAAAGGUUGUACGCGUGCGAGUUGCAUUAAGCUGUAACAAACACACCUUUCCAAUGCUAUAUUUGUAAAGAAAUUAUAUGUUCUCAUUGUCCUCUACAUUAGUGUAGCAUGCCGGGAAUGUGAAUAUUAGAGUCCCUGCAUGCAUUUUGUGAAACAUGUUUUGAGAAAAUUAUGACCAACAAACUUAGGGCCCAUUUCCGUUCAUGGGUAUUUUUUGUGAAACAUAUUUCUUUUGCUGACUCGGGUUCUGUUUCCAACCUAAGAUUGUUUUUUGCUUGUUUUUUUUUUUUGCCAACUUUCCGAGACUUUUUACGCAUGUAUUCAUGGGCGCAGUGCAGUGUUGUAUGGAGCCGAGUGGGAAGCGGACAAAAUUGCACAGGAGCAAGUGCAGUGAUGUACACGCAGUGCAAUUAGUGUCCGAUGCGGAGGUUUUUAAAAAGUGCCAAUUUCUUAUCAGUGAGAGUGGUGCUGUACACGCUAUUAAUAGCAUGCUUGUUAAAGCUAGCUGCACGAAAGGAACACUAAAAGUAGAGGAAUAUCUUUAUACAUCUUACAUUUCUGUUGCUCACCGGAGGCAGAAACUAGUGAAGCUUUUGUAGCAGUCUAAUCAUGUAGCUCACAUCACUACAAAGAAUGCACAAUUGAGCUUUGAUAAAUUUUGUUUGUACCAUCUGGCGACAUCUUGACGUGUAAAGGAAAUAGGAUGCAAGAAACGAGACCAGUGAAGCAGUGAGUCGGCAGGCAUUGGCAUUGUAGGAGUUUACCAUCACCUUAGCUGAACAGGACAAAAGAAAAGAAAAAAAUGCAUCUGCACAACAGAGCUAUUUGUCAGCUGUCUUCUGCUGGCCUAUUGUUCUCUGCUCCUCUGACCUCAGUUAUAUGAAACAGAAAGAUAUUGCAAGUGGCAAGAAUAUUUCCUCGCAUGGCCGUUUUACGUUUGUACUGUGAAGAUUUUGCUGGGCUAAAACAUGCAAUGGUUAGUGUGGACAGACACUUUUCUAAUGUAUCAUGGUUCAAAAAAGGAGUAGCUUCGAGAAAGCAGGCUUUAUUUUGAACUUUAAUUUGGUUCUGUGCUAAAAAUCGGUACAAAGCAUAACAGCUGUACUUCUCGUCCUGACCAUUGCUCGCCUGAAGUGCCGUGUUUGAAUUCCCUAGCUACAGGCAGCACUCUUUUUUGGAAGCACUGGUGGCUUCGAACAACUACAGCACUGGGCUCAUGUUCUCUCUUUUUCUUUUCCUUCAAGUUCGAAACCCUGGACUCCCAAAGUGUGUUCUGCACGUCGUGCAAUAACGAGAUGAUUUCUUUAGCACCAUCACGGAAAAGCUUUGUACAAGAGAAGAAAACAAAAGACAUUCCCUGGGGUGUGCCACCAGUCUGUUUUGUGAAGUGAAUUUGUUGUAUGUAGUGUACAGUAACAGUUUAAUCAAAGUGCUCAGUGUUGUUAGACUUCAGUUUUCGACGUACUCUGAGGGGCGAAACGCUUCAAGUCCACACUUUCGAUACCUUCUCAGCUUUCUUUCCUGUCCUUCACUUUUUGGUCUAUGUUGUACGUUAGAAUACAGUAUUUCUCGAGCUCCUUUUUUUUUUGGCACUCUUUAUUUUCAUAGUUAGGCACUGAAAAACUAGUCACGACUGUAGCUUGUUUAUAUACGACAAAGUUUUAGCAAGAUGCACGCAGCAAAAACUUAUUAUGCUCAACAGGAGCCUAUGAGCUCCGUCGCUAGCUGUACGUUCCUAGUUCGAAAGUGACAUCAGUUUCACUUUCAUGGUUAAGGUAGCGGUCUUCGCAGCUAACAUCUGUGCUACUAAAGCGCAUCUGCCAGUGUUCACAGGUACACCUAAGUAUUAGCCGAUAGGACGUCGUCUUUUGGAACCUGUCGGAGUGUGUUGACGGCUGCCACUUUUUAACCAAGCAAACUAUAAAUGGAAUGUUGUUUUUUUAUCGCCCAGUUUAUUACUAACACGUUGCUGUAUCAAUGCAUCUUAUUUUCUGCUGUGUGCGAGCUCUCUGCACUACCGCAUCGCAGAUUGGAAGUUGUACGCACACAGAAGCCGACUGCAGUGCUGUUGUGGAAUUGCAUAUCGGUGUAAAUUGAAGUUCGAAAUAAAACGAUGAAGUCUCA